Molecule: messenger RNA, 798 nt
Organism: Spodoptera littoralis (African cotton leafworm)
Lineage: Eukaryota; Metazoa; Arthropoda; Insecta; Lepidoptera; Noctuidae
Source: the annotation of a GenBank genome assembly
AUGGAGUCCUCGUAUCAGGGAGGUGUGUCGUUCGAAGAUAGGGACAAUAAUUUCCAGCGUCUGUCCCAAACCAUAGCAAGCAAUAUCAAAAAGAUUUCACAGAAUGUAUCAUCAAUGUCAAAGAUGGUCAACCAGCUGCAGACACCGCAAGAUUCCCAAGAACAUCGGAACCAACUGCGUCAAAUACAAAAUUAUAAUCAGAAACUAGCAAGGGAUACAUCAUCACUGAUCAUGGAACUGAUGAAGUUGCCAACUGAUCAGCCGGCUCACAAGAUGACCAGAGAACGCCUCAGAGAUGAAUACAUGAUCACACUGAAUUCAUUCCAGUCUACACAAAGGCUGGCAGCUCAGAAGACCAAAGAAGACGUAAGAAAGGUGAAGGCGCAGUCUGCUAGCAUCAACAUCGGAGAUCCGUUCGCUAUUUCAGGUGACAGCAGCAAUAAGGAAUUGAUGGAGAUGGGUGAGCCGACGUUGCGCGAACAGGAGCAGGUCAUGCAAACUGAACGCUCGUUGGUCGAGCUGGAGGAGCGCGAAAGAGAUAUUCGACAGCUUGAGAGCGACAUAAUGGAUGUGAACCAAAUCUUCAAGGAGCUUGGAACAAUGAUUCACUCGCAGGGAGAAGUAGUCAACUCGAUUGAGUCCAGUGUGGAGUACGCAACGGUGAACGUGGAGAGUGGCACGCAGGAACUCCGGGAGGCUGCUAACUAUAAGAACAAGCUGCGCAAGAAGAAAGUGUACCUGUUCCUAGCGCUGAUCAUCGUAGUCUCGAUCAUACUCAUCAUUAUAUUCCACAAGUGA